UGCUGUAUAAGGUCAAGUAUUACCAAUGCGAAUCUUAUUAAACUCUUAAAAUGCAAUCCAUUGCAGGGAUGCUUCCUUCGACAGUUUUUCAGGUCUGUUGGAAGGGCUGAUUACCUGACAUUGCGCAAUGGAUUUAUUACUGUGCAUUUAGCUCCAGGCAGCAAAUUCGACUUCCAAAAGUACAUCAAAAGAUCGUUAGAGGAUGACUUUAAGGUGGUUGUUGGAGUAAGUCCGGUUUUAUGGGCAUCCUUCGUGAUUUUCUUGCUGCUAAACGUCAGCGGAUGGCAAGCAUUGUUUUGGGCCUCCAUAAUCCCUGUAGUUAUAAUCUUAGCUGUUGGGACAGAGCUUCAAGCAAUUUUGACGAAGAUGGCUAUUGAAAUCACAGAAAGGCAUGCAGUUGUGCAAGGGAUACCUCUUGUGCAAGGGUCCGACAAAUAUUUUUGGUUUGGUCGCCCUCAAUUAGUUCUUCAUCUCAUCCACUUCGCAUUGUUUCAGGUACUUAAAGGCCUUUAUCAUUAUAGGUGCUUUAACAUUAGAAUAGAAUGACUAGAAUGAAUCAGCUUAAAUUUGGUCAUCUUAAAUUUCAUUUUCUUUGUUUUCUUUUAAAAUUCAUUUUUUUUCUUUCUCCUGUCUGUAACCUUCAAUCGGAGAAAUGAUGAACUACUAUUUUGUGGUGGUCAUUUUAUCAUAUCGGAAGAACACUCGGAUGUUUUCUUCUCUAAAUUAGUGAUGCUC
Carica papaya (papaya) is the source of this 735-nucleotide messenger RNA. The record is from RefSeq and is a predicted model, not a curated record. Lineage: Eukaryota; Viridiplantae; Streptophyta; Magnoliopsida; Brassicales; Caricaceae.